CAUACCCAACCCAUUAUCAAUGGGUAUACUUGGGUUUGGGUAAAAUUACCCAUGGGUGGGUAAUUUGCCAUCCCUAAGCAUGCCAUGUGAUCAUGACGAUGUUCACGGAGAUGAGGAAGAUGCGGAGGAGAAUGGCGAAGGAGAGCAGCCUAAUUAUCCUCCAUAUUUUUACUUGCAGGGUAUGAAGAGGAUGACGAAUUAUCAUAUGCUGAUUCAUAUGGCGUAAUUCCAAUGCCUAUUGUUGCUAGUUUUGAAGGGGAAUUCUACAAGGGGCAGAUAUUUCACUCAAAACAAGCUGCACAAGUGUCAAUUAAAUACCACGCACUACAACGUAACUUUGAAUAUAGCGUGGUGGAGUCGUCACCUUCAAUCUGGAAGGUCAGAUGUUUGAAGCACAAGGAUGACAAUUGUCCUUGGAUGGUGCGAUUUGGAUGUCGAGAUGUUGAAAGCGAUUGGACUGUGAGAAAGGUCGAGUUGGUGCAUUCUUGUAGUAGUACGACUCAACCGACAGAUCAUCGCCAUCUUGAUGUCGAUAUUAUAUCUGAGUCCGUCAAUCAUUUGGUACGUGCCCAACCAAAUCUGAGUGUUCUAACUGUGCAAGCCGGGUUGAAAGAUAAAUUUAAUACGCAAGUUACUUACAAGAAGGCUUGGUAAGGGAAACAAAGAGCAUUGAAGAAGUUGCAUGGAAAUUGGGAAGAAUCCUACGAUUAUUUGCAAACAUUCUUGCGGGUGGUAAAGAGAAAAAUGCCAACAUCAGUGAUUGAUUGGGUAAGAGUUCCUUCAGCUCAACCAGGUCAUUCGAUCUUUCAGCGAGUAUUCUGGGCUUAUGGACCUUGUAUAGAUGGAUUCAAGAAUUGUCCAGGAGUCAUGGUUGUUGAUGGAACAUUUCUUACUAGAAAGUAUAAAGGAGUGCUACUCAUGGCGAGCUCAUUUUAUGGCCGGAAGAAGAUUUUUCCAAUAGCAUUUACCAUCGUGGAAAGCGAGAAUACUGAUAGUUGGCCAUGGUUCGUAAAUCACCUUCAAGGUUUGACAGAUCGAAAUGAUGUCUACAUCAUCUCAUAUAGACAUGCGGGACUCUAUGAAGCCAUGAGUGACAUUGGAAUAGGUUGGGAAUGGAGGUGGUGCAUGCGACACUAUGCAAGCAACUUGCAAAGAAAGACUAAAAGCAAAAUUAUGUAUAAGCAACUAUUUCGAGUCGGUAAGCCUUCUUCAUUUAAUUUGUUAAUUAUUUUAAUGUAUUAAUUUUGUCAUGAAUUUAUCUAACUCAUGUGGUUAUUUACUUUGUUAGCCGGAGAAAAACGCUUGGAGAAGUUUGAUCGUCAAGUUGAGUAAUUUAAGAAGGUCGCCGCUGAUAGAAAUAUUUCUUGUAUAACUGGGUAGACCAACAUCAAAUUCGUUGGAGCUUAGCACAUGAUCACUAUAAUGGUGGGCGUCGAUGAUCUAUCUUGUCAUCCUACAUGGCAGAAGGCAUCAAUAGUGUUUUCAAAUGUAUUCAUUCACUUACUAUAGCUUCUCUUGUGCAACAUACUUAUUGGCGAUUGUUGGAGAAAUUCGAUAAGAUGAGAUUGGAGAUAGAAGCACAAAUCAGAAGUGGUCGUUCACAGUACACCAUCAAGUGCAAAGAGAUGAUGAAGCCAUGUUCACAAAAGGCAGUUGGACAUUCCGUGACGGGGGUUGAUCGACGUCAAGGCAUCUAUGUAGUUCAGACUCCUCCCAACAAUUUCAACAUGACGGGUUCGAACACACUCAUAGUGCACUUCGACAACAACAACCGGGCGGGAUUUUGCACUUGUGGGAAAUUUCAAGGAAAUAAAAUUCCUUGCUCUCAUGCCAUUGCAGCUUGCAACCGAAUGGGGGCUAAUCCGUAUAGGUUUGAAAACGAUGUCUACAAGUUUGAAACAGUGUUGGCUUGUUAUAGGACAAGUUUCACACCUCUUGGUGAACCUAAGGAUUGGAAGAACCAUAAUGGUCAUAUUCUCCAUCCUAAUGUGCACAUGAUUAGGAAGCCAGGGAGGCCACGAGUUACAAGAAUUCACAACGAGUUGGAUUGGCCAAGAGAGGGUGUAUCACAACAAGUGUGUAGCAACUGUAACUAAAGUGGCCCAUAAUGCAUCAACUUGUGGUGGCCAAGCAAGUGGGAGUGGUAGCCAGCGAAGAGGAAGUGGUGGGCAAUGACGUGUGAGAGGUGGUGGAAGAGGAAGUAGUGGUAAUUGACGUGGUAUGUAGUUUGGUCGAAUUUAGUAGUUGUUAUGGUUUGAAGUAGUGGUUGUUUUUCAAGUAGUUGUUAUGGUUUGAAGUAGUUGUUGUUUUCCACUUGUAGGUUGUUGAUGUUGUUUUUCCUCUGUUUGCGGCGGGGUGGCUUCUGUCUGGGGUGACGGCGGCGUGGCGGGUCUGGUUUUUCGGGCGAGAGUGGUGGCGGUUGGGGGGUGUGGUGUGGGGGGAGGAAGAAGAAGAAGAUAAGAAAGGCUGGCUGCUAGGUUUUUAAAAAAAUGACUGGUGGACGGCGGGGCGCUGGAGACUCAAACCCCAACGCCUAUUACUGGUUUUAUAAAUUCAAAACGCGACCCUGCCUGAGUCUCUGGCGGCCGCGCCUACAACCCUACACAAAUACACUAUAUUUGUGUAAAUAGUUUUUAAUCCUUGAUGGUAAAUUAAAAAAAGGCAAUAUAUAUGUCAUUAACCCUAAACUAUUCCACAUGACUUAAAUUGGAUCAAUUUCAAGUUUGUCAUAGAAAUUAUUAAAAAAACUUCGCCUACGAUCAAUUUUAUUUUCACUAACUUUAAGUUUUGAUAAAUCUCUUUUUAGUCUACGUACUGUCUAAAUUUGACAAAGAGAUCCAUGGAUAGUACUGUGAUGUCUAGGGUUUGGAUUCAGGUUCAACAUGAACUACCAGGAGAAUUGGAUCAACAUGACAAGUCGAAUUGGCAUUUUGUUUCACCAUGUUUGGAUCAAGCUGGGGAGUAAAAAGGGCAGUGAGACACUUAUGGUUACACGAGUGCUGCAAGCUAGGGAAACUUAUUUGAGAAAAAGGUACCAACGAAGUUGUUAUAGUAAGAAUAGAUGAUCGUGGGAGGGAAGUAUAAGAAGGGUGUGGAUAGAAGGAUGAGUUCCGAGCAAAUUUCGUGGAAAUUUUUUUUUUGUAAGGGUGGAGGAAAUGUAACACCCCGGUAUUUUAGAUUUAGGUUCGACCUUUAAUACGUGAUCGGUUGGGUUGACGGUUGCGUACUAAGAGUUACAAUCGCGGAUUAAGAAUAAUAAUAUUAUAACAUUAUUUUUAUUAUAAUAUUAAUAUUUUUUUUAAUAAAAAAAAUAUAUACAAAGGGAAGGGGGCCGAGCGGCCAAACCCUCCCCUCCCCAUUUAUAUUAAAAUCCCCAUCCUCCCCCCUUUUAUUCCCAGCAGCAGCAGCAACUUCCACCCGCCGCCCUCUCUAUUUAUUCGCCCAAUCAAAUAAACGCCGCCCCUGCUCCUCGUCACGACGAGGGGAAAAGAAGAAGGGGUCGCCGAUUCCGAUCUCGAUCCCAAUCUCAAUCUGAAUCUCAUCCCUUUCAUGUUUCUAGGUAAGGAUCACGAACCCCUUCGCGAUUUCUAAACUCGAUUUAUCGGUAGACUAAUCCGAAGCUCGUAUUUUUAUUAGCGGUGACGUUGAGGGUUCGAUCAACAAGGAGAUCAACGUCCCGGGUCAUCCAACCUAGGCCUAGGCACGUUCUAGAGGUAAGGGAACUCGAUCCCUUUGGGUUAGAUCGAUCGAUUUGGUGAUUUUUUGUGAGGGUGCAAUUCUGAGUUUUUAGCAACAGGCGUUACAGGCUUUUAGAGACAGAUUUUGGGUGGUCACUAAAGCUGCUGGGAAUUUCCAGAAACGUAUUUUUAGAUAUUUUAAAUUGUUUUGAGUCUCUCUGAAGGUUGUUUUCUGAAUUUAAUAAUUUUAUAAACUGCGCAACGUCUAGGACAUGAUUUUAAUUUAACUUAGGGAUUUUUGAAGAUGUAUUUCUAUUUUUAGAAAUUGUUCGAAUAUUUGUUUUAAUUAAGUAAAACUCUUUCCGAGGGGUUUUAAAGGGUUUGAUAAUUUACCAGCUGCUCAUGAUUGACAUGGGAAAAUUAUUGUCCAAACUUAUAAGAAGGUUCAAGAUAGGUUUAAAAAUUCGUCCAAGAUAAACAUAGUUAAGAAAAAUGGUCGUUUUUGAAUGGAUUAAUUCUAGAAAAUUUUAAUGGGGUUAAAGGACCUUUGGAAUGAGGUUCAAAGACUGGAGUUUGAGGAGAGGAUGUUCUAGUGAUUCAAAAGGGGUUUUCAAUCGAGAAAGGUCGUCUAAGAAAAUGGAUUCUUAUUAAUAGGUUUCCCCAAGAUAAUCAGGCUAAGGAGGGGUUUCUUCGAGGAAGGAAUUGAGGAUUCAUCUUUUCGAGGUGAGUGUAAAGGGAGUAAAAUCUCAGUCGUAGGCCUUUUAAUUUACGCCUGCUAUUUCAAGUUAUUAUUUAGUUAAUUUUCUAGUAUGCGUGAUAUGUGUGUGAGGCAUCCCACCGCCUGUAAGGGUGGAGGCACGCGUUGUGCUAUGUAUGAAUGUAUGUAUGUUUGUAUGGUUGAUGGUAUGAGGAACCCCCGGGCGGUUGGGCCACUACUGGACGCGGUAGAUGGGCGGGUCACUGCUGGACGGCGAGAGGUAACGCAGCAGUCGAUCAAGUAUGUUGGGGUCACUACUGGACGGCGAGACGUAACGCAGUAGUUGACGGGCAUGGAUUGGACGGUGAGAUGUAACGCGGUUGGCAUACUAGGGUAGGACACCGGACGGCGAGACGUAACGCGAUGGUCCCAGUGUUUUGGUGUUUGAGUUAAGGAUAAAAGUUGAGAACCUCUAUGAGUUAAAGUUGAAAGGAUUUAUUAAGAACCUAAGUAAGGGAAUUCUAAAGAUAAGAUAAGAUAAGAGUAGAGAUCUCUUAUAGACUGUUUGAUAGUAAAGUUUAAAGGAUGAAAGUGAGAACGACUUUCCUCUAAGGAAGGCAUUCCCCUAAUAAUGUGUUUAGUAAGGAGUUUGCCUAGGGCAAAGACCUUAGGAAGUAACGACGAGACUAACCCCUUCUCACUCACCAGGUUGAGGAUAGUAUAACAGAAGUGGAUCACGAGAAGAAGCAGGGCGAGGCGAGCAGCAGUACCAGCGUCGACGGGAUAUCGAAAAGCUCAUGAGGAGUCAAGUUAGAUUAGUUAAUUAUUCUGUCUCAUGGUUAUUAGUAUAAACUGGAGAUUCUGUGUUAAGUCGUUUUAAGUGUUUGAGAUUGAGAAUUUUGCCCAGGUGUUGGGGCUUUUCGUUAAGAAUUCUUAAAUGAUGUCAGUUUGUUUAUUUUAAAAUGUGGUUUGGGUUGCUCCGGAGUAACCGGUUUUUGGUUUGAGUAAUGGUUUGGUUUUUGAAAAGAGACAGGACGUGUCAAGUACUCUUAUCAUGUGCCACACUAACCAGUAGGACUGAAAAUAAUCGAUUAGAGGUGUCAAAUAGAUUGAAUUUUAUGGA
This is a messenger RNA of Linum trigynum, 5497 nucleotides long. The record is from the annotation of a GenBank genome assembly. Lineage: Eukaryota; Viridiplantae; Streptophyta; Magnoliopsida; Malpighiales; Linaceae.